GAUCUAAGCCCGAGGAUUAUCUCCACUGUCUCCCGCGGCCGAGUCUGCAGUGGGUCGGCUUGUCUGCGAUUAGGUUUCUGGGCAAUUCUUAAGCUCUUUAUCCAGCCAUCCUACCCCCAACACAUACGCAACCUUUCUAUUCUCUUGUCACCCCGCCGCAAACAUAUUUCACAAUGCCUGUUCCAUUCUCCUUUGCUGCCCCCUGCUAUGACCGCAUGGUCCCGCUCGCGACCGGUGAGGUCCGCCCCGCGGGGCUCGAUCUGAACUUUGUCGAAGUCCAGCAUCCCCGCGACGUGUUUGACCGCAUGGUCCGAAACGGCGAGUUCGACGCCUCCGAGCUCUCGAGUAGCGAAUUCAUCACCCGCCAUGUCGCCGGCGAUCGGACCUUUACUGCUAUCCCGGCCUUUCCGCUCCGUACUUUCCGUCAUGGAUACAUCGUCGUCAACACUGACCGCAUCAAGUCACCUGCAGACUUGUCGGGGAAGCGCAUCGGCGUGCAAUUGUAUACUAUGACCGCUGCCGUCUGGAUCCGUGGGCUUUUGAUGCACGAGUAUGGCGUGGAUCUGUCGAGUAUUACCUGGAUUGAGGGGCGGAUGGACGCGCCCGGGGCUCAUGGCAAGCCAUCCGUCCUGAUUCGGAGGGAAGGGGACAAGCCACUGGCCAACAUUGAAAAGAACAACAGCGGGAAAUCCCUGAACCAACUGCUGGCGGACGGUGAGAUCGAUGCGACCAUCGGAGCAGAAGUUCCAUCUUGUCUCUCGGACAAUGAAAAAGCCCCCCAUAUUCAGCGCCUGUUUCCUAAUUAUAAAGAGACUGAGAAGGAGUAUUACCGAAAAACGGGCAUCUUUCCGAUUAUGCAUCUGGUGGCUAUCCGAAGGGAAGUGUACGAUCAGCACAAGUGGAUUGCGACGAGCUUGUUCCAGGCGCUGAAUGAGUCGAAGGAGUUGGUUCGCAAGAGAACCUACAUGCCUGGUAUGAUCCGCUGUAUGUUGCCGUGGCUGCGGGAGGCACUGGAAGAGACCGUCGAGGUGUUCGGGGAGGAUUGCUGGCCGUAUGGAAUUGAGAAAAACCGCAAGACUUUGGAGGCGUUGGUGCAGUAUCUGUAUGAGCAGGGGAUGAUUGAAAGGGUGGUUCCGGUCGAGGAGCUGUUUGCGCCGGUUCAGGAGGCGCCGUUUGUAAUUCAUUAGUAGCCUGAUAGUUGCUAUCACUUAGUAACCUUGAAUCAAUGCAAUAGAGAUC
This is a messenger RNA of Aspergillus piperis CBS 112811, 1239 nucleotides long. RefSeq names its product dihydroxyphthalate decarboxylase. The coding region runs from base 174 to 1187 and encodes 337 amino acids. The record is from RefSeq and is a predicted model, not a curated record. The transcript has a single exon. Lineage: Eukaryota; Fungi; Ascomycota; Eurotiomycetes; Eurotiales; Aspergillaceae.